This is a messenger RNA of Phytomonas sp. EM1, 1145 nucleotides long. NCBI's taxonomy places the organism in Eukaryota, Euglenozoa, Kinetoplastea, Trypanosomatida, Trypanosomatidae. The record is from the annotation of a GenBank genome assembly.
CACCGAAAAAGCAGUACUAUUAUUAUAUAGAAGAUUCAGGACACUUUCAAAAGUCCUAGAUGCCGCGAGGGACAGGCAAGCCAGGGAUUUCUGCUCACCAGAAUCCUAGAGAUACAAAAUCUUUAUUCUUCUCCCUUAAAAGAGCCUCUUUUUAUGACUGUGCCACCGUAUCGGAAACUGUUUUUGUGGAGUUCCCGGCAACGCGAAACAUGAAGGAUGCAUUACACGAGGAGGCGCUUCGAAGAUUUCUACAUAAACCGUAUUCCAUACUCUCGAACGGGGCAACCAUCCACGAGGAUCUAUCGACGGAUGACCGCGUGGGGGAGGUGAUUUCGGGAUCAGCCGCCCGUCCCGCGGGAUCAUUGGCAUCUGCCUCGUCAUCACCAGGUUUGGCAGCUCCGAGAGGGCGAGAGCGGGCUACGGGGGAUGGCCCCUACAUUGUAGUUCGCAUAAGCGAGAUACGAGCUUUAGCAGAAACGGUACAGCAAGCCAACGAUCGCGGAGACUUGCUUCUAGACGUCUCCUUAACGCUGGGAUUAGCUAGGGUUCAGUAUGGAAUGUUGUUUGGUGUGGCUGAGAUGUCCACGUUCGAAAAUUACCUCACCGUGCGUGUCCCUUUGAAGCGCGACCUCGACAAUACAGACAAGGUUCCGUCGCAAUGCGCGGUGAAGAAGCUUCGACGGCUAGAAAGCAGCGAUGACGAGGAAGGUGAUGCCCAUGGUGAGAGGAAGUGGCGUAAAUCUUCACACGGCUCGGGUGAUCCGGAGUGCGAUGCCACCAACCCCGAGCCUGCCACCCGUGAGGGGGAGGGGGGGUUGGGCGGUAGGCAGGAACCGUUUUGUGAAGGGAUGCCUUCGAUUGAGGUUCUUGUCCGUCGGCAAUCCGAGGAGCCGGUCGUGGCGGGGCAGGUGGUGCUGGUUGUGGUGGAGCCUGGCUGUAUUCGCUGCAUGGGGAUUCGCCCUCCACGGGCUGCGCCGGGGCCCUUCCGUCUAGUGGCUUCAAAGCUCAGCGAGGAGACAUCAGAGAGACUCGCUGAAAGUAAACGUCGUGGUAAGAAGAUGUCUUCCUCGAAAAAAGGCGAACAACACUUGCACCCGACGGGCAUGGAUGUUGUGUGUGAUAUCCCGGUCGAAACGACAAAAUAA